AUGGAAAGUACGUUGAGGUUUGAUGCUCACUCGUAUCACCAAUUUCCAAAUUAUCACGAGAUGGAGUCGGCGUACAUGCGGUUCCUUUCUAAAGACAUAGGAAAGACAUCUGCUACCGAACAAAAGGGGGAUUCUUACUUGGUAAAGGAGAUACAGAAAGUUCGCGACAACAUAAAGUCUUCACUUGAAAGUAAUGGUUCGUGGAACGAGCGAAUGGAGAAGCUGGAAGCAAUCGUAAAGGAUAUGUCUCUGCGCGUGAACGAGUUAGAAGUUCAAAUCCAACGUCUGGGACAGAUUCUGCCUUCUGAAUCACUCAAAGGUGCCAAACCGAUUAGGCCUGUUGUUGUCAAGGCACCGCCAGCUGAAGGCGGUGAUGACGAUGAUAUUGACCUCUUUGGUUCGGAAGACGAAGGCGAAGCGGAUAAGUGCAAGCAAAUGAUGGCUGAGCAGAAUAAGGCAGCAGCAUCGAAGAAGGAAAAACCGGUGGCCAAGUCGAUGAUUGUUCUGGACGUGAAGCCCUGGGACGACACCACAAACAUGGCAGAGAUGGAGAAGGGCGUGCGUGCAAUCACUGCUGACGGUCUGCUCUGGGGCACCUCUAAGCUCGUCCCUCUUGUCCAUGGCAUUAAUAAGUUGCAGAUCGCCUGUGUCGUUGAAGAUGAUAAGGUUGGUACCGACUUCCUCGAAGAGAGCAUCAUGGAGCUCGAGGACUAUGUCCAAUCGGUGGAUGUAGCUUCCUUUAACAAGCUGUAA
Molecule: messenger RNA, 753 nt
Organism: Echinococcus granulosus
Lineage: Eukaryota; Metazoa; Platyhelminthes; Cestoda; Cyclophyllidea; Taeniidae
Product: Elongation factor 1-delta
Exons: 6
Coding region: 1-753 (250 amino acids)
Biological process (GO): translational elongation
Cellular component (GO): cytosol; eukaryotic translation elongation factor 1 complex
Molecular function (GO): translation elongation factor activity; guanyl-nucleotide exchange factor activity
Source: RefSeq, a predicted model, not a curated record